This is a messenger RNA of Penicillium macrosclerotiorum, 1935 nucleotides long. RefSeq names its product serine/threonine protein kinase CBK1. Bases 1 to 1935 code for a protein of 644 amino acids. Gene Ontology annotation, biological process: peptidyl-serine phosphorylation; intracellular signal transduction. Lineage: Eukaryota; Fungi; Ascomycota; Eurotiomycetes; Eurotiales; Aspergillaceae. The record is from RefSeq and is a predicted model, not a curated record. The transcript has 4 exons. Gene Ontology annotation, molecular function: ATP binding; protein serine/threonine kinase activity.
AUGGAUCCCAACAACAAUAACAACCGCAUGAAUAUGAAUUACGGGUACAAUGACCGCAACUACAACGCGGCCAACAGCCGUGCCUAUCCCACCACCCCCUCCGCAUUCCCCCAACCCAUCUACCAGACUCAGGGGGCCCAGGAAUACGUUGAUCCCUCUAACCCUGCCUAUGCCCCGGGCUACUUCGUGGCCAGUCCGUAUACCCAGCAAGCCCAGUAUGCUCAGCAGCAGCAACAGCAACAGCAGCAACAGCAACAAUACGCGCAGCAGCAGGCCCUGCAAUCGCCCCAGCCAGCAUAUCAGACUCGCAUGGGCUACGCCAACGACGGAACCAACGGUUUGAUCCAGCAGUUCUCCAACCAAGACCUCAACGCCAACCGUGGGGGCUUCUUCGGUCGUACGAACUCCCCCGGCCAACGCCCUCGCACGGCCGGGGGCUCUCCUGCUCAGGGUCAGGCCCAGGCGGCGCAUCUGGCCCCCCCAGUGCCUCGCAGCCCUCGACCCCCAGCGGAGAACGAGGAACUGCAGCGCUUCCCGGAUCGAUACUCAGAAAAUGUGCACAAGCGGGGCAAGGCCGCAAAGGAGCUGGUUACGGUGUUCUUCCAUGAGAACAUUGAGCGCGCCAGAGAUCGCAACAUGCGUUCCGUCGACCUUGAUAAGACGCUUCGAGACUCCAACGUUGCCGCGGACAACAAGCGCCAGGAAGCUGAAUCGAUCUCAAAGAAGGAGUCAGACUUCCUCCGAUUCCUUCGGACCAAGGAGACCCCGCAGAACUUCCAGACCAUUAAAAUCAUUGGCAAGGGUGCGUUUGGUGAGGUCAAACUGGUGCAACGCAAGACCGAUGGCAAGAUCUAUGCUCUCAAGUCUUUGAUCAAGACCGAGAUGUUCAAGAAGGAUCAGUUGGCACACGUUCGGGCCGAGCGUGAUAUCUUGGCUGACUCCAAGGACAACCCAUGGCUGGUGAAGCUGCAUGCCUCUUUCCAGGACUCCGCUUACCUCUACCUGCUCAUGGAGUUCUUACCUGGUGGUGAUUUGAUGACCAUGCUCAUCAAGUACGAAAUUUUCUCCGAGGACAUCACUCGCUUCUAUAUGGCCGAAGUGGUCAUGGCUAUUGAGGCCGUCCACAAACUUGGCUUCCUUCAUCGUGAUAUCAAACCGGACAAUAUUCUUCUCGACCGUGGUGGUCAUGUUAAGCUCACUGAUUUCGGUCUGUCUACUGGUGGCAAGAAGACCCACGACAACGCCUAUUACCAGAACCUUCUCAAGAAUUCAACAUCAAAGGACCGAAAUCGCAACUCGGGCUACUUCAAUGAUGCCAUCAACUUGACAGUCUCAAACCGUGGUCAAAUCAACACCUGGCGAAAGUCUCGUCGUGCCAUGGCGUACUCCACCGUUGGUACACCCGACUAUAUCGCACCUGAAAUCUUCAAUGGUCAAGGUUACACAUACCUGUGUGAUUGGUGGUCUGUUGGUGCCAUUAUGUUCGAGUGUCUGGUUGGUUGGCCGCCAUUUUGCGCCGAAGAUACCACCGACACCUACCGCAAGAUCGUGAACUGGCGUGAAUGCCUUUAUUUCCCGGAUGAGCUGGUCCUCUCUCGUGAGUCAGAGUCAUUGAUUCGAAGCUUCUUGUGCGACCCCGAGCACCGUAUCGGCAGCGAAGGCGGCCAACAUGGUGGUGCAACUCAGAUCAAGAACCACCCCUUCUUCCGUGGCGUGGUGUGGGAGCAAUUGCGGAAUAUCCGUGCCCCAUUCGAGCCGAGACUGAGCUCCAACAUCGAUGUCUCAUACUUCCCUAUCGAUGAGAUUCCUCAGGAAGAUACCAGUGCCAUCCACCGUGCUCAGGCCCGGGCUAUGCCGGAGUCUCAGGAAGCCGAGAUGAGUCUGCCUUUCAUCGGUUAUACCUACAAGGCCUUUAAUGCUUUCCAGGGAAGUUAA